AUGGGCUCCGUUGCACCUCACGUCGCCGAGCUUGACGGCUCCAAGUUCAAUAUCACUCGCUCCACAAACCUGCGAGAUGUUCCCCUGCCUGGUUCGCCUGAGGAGUUGAGCCACUCCUACUGCACUGACCACAUGGUCUCCGUGCGAUGGACUGCUGCCAAUGGCUGGGAGACCCCCGAGGUGAAGCCUUACGGAAACCUCAGCAUCCCUCCCACUGCCUCCGUUCUCCACUAUGCCACCGAAUGCUUUGAGGGCAUGAAGGUGUACCGCGGCUACGAUGGCAAGAUGCGCCUGUUCCGCCCUGACUGCAAUGGCGAGCGUCUCAACACUAGUGCUCAGCGCUCCUCUCUACCUGGCUUCAAGUAUGAUGAGCUCAAGAAGCUUGUUGCCAAGCUAAUGCAGAUUGAUGGUCCUCGCUGGUUGCCCAAGGAGCAACCUGGUUCUUUCCUAUAUCUUCGCCCUACCGUCAUCGGUAACGGCCCUCACCUGGGUGUCCAGAUCCCCAAGGAGGCUCUCCUCUUCAUCAUUGCCGUCCCCUGGCCCGAUGUCAGCAAGAUGAAGAAGGAAGGCCAAACCGAGCCUUCCAAGGGAUUGAAGCUUUUCGGCUCCACCCCCGACACCAUCCGCGCCUGGCCCGGUGGUUUCGGCUGGGCCAAGCUCGGUGCUAACUACGGUCCUUCUCUACAGUCCCACGGUAAGGCCCAGGCUAUGGGCUUCGACCAGAUCCUUUGGCUGUUUGGCGAGGAUCGUCAGGUCACUGAGGCCGGUGCCAGCAACUUCUUCAUUAUCUGGCACAAUGGCGACACUGGCAAGCUGGAACUUGUCACCGCUCCUCUCGAUAGCCAGCUGAUUCUGCCUGGGGUGACUCGUCGCAGUGUCCUCGAGCUUGUCCGUGAUCGUCUAUCCAAGAACUUUGUUGGUAACCUGGCACCCCUCGAGGCUGUUGAGCGGACCAUCACCAUUGCAGAGGUCGAGAAGGCUGCCAACGAAGGUCGCAUUGUCGAGUCCUUUGUGUCUGGAACUGCCUACUUCAUCACCCCCGUUGCUAUGAUCCGCAACAACGACACCGACAUCAGCACCCUCGGCCCCAAGGGCGAACCCGCCGGCUACACUGCCCAGAUCAAAUCUUGGCUCGAGGUCAUCAUGUUUGGCAAAGAGGAGCACGAGUGGGCAUAUGUUGUCGAGGAUGAAGAGCAAUAG
Molecule: messenger RNA, 1200 nt
Organism: Penicillium waksmanii
Lineage: Eukaryota; Fungi; Ascomycota; Eurotiomycetes; Eurotiales; Aspergillaceae
Product: branched-chain amino acid aminotransferase, cytosolic
Exons: 2
Coding region: 1-1200 (399 amino acids)
Biological process (GO): L-valine biosynthetic process; L-leucine biosynthetic process
Cellular component (GO): mitochondrion
Molecular function (GO): branched-chain-amino-acid:2-oxoglutarate transaminase activity
Source: RefSeq, a predicted model, not a curated record